This is a messenger RNA of Erinaceus europaeus (western European hedgehog), 888 nucleotides long. It is a transcript of the gene DMAC2L, whose product is annotated as distal membrane arm assembly component 2 like. Bases 230 to 865 code for a protein of 211 amino acids. The record is from RefSeq and is a predicted model, not a curated record. Lineage: Eukaryota; Metazoa; Chordata; Mammalia; Eulipotyphla; Erinaceidae. The transcript has 6 exons.
GGCUUCCAGCGGCCAAUGGACACGCGCGUGGGAGGGCGAAGCGCAGGCCUGCGCCUUGGUAAAAGCAGCGGGCGUGCGUCGCUCCCUCUCCUACGCAGACAGAAACUGAGAGGGGAGGGGAAGAUUAAAGAAGGGAGAGAGAAAGACACCUUCAGACCUGCUUCACCACUUGUGAAGUGACCCCCCCAACCACCACUCGAAGGAGGGGAGCGGGAGGCUCAAAUAGAUCAUGCUACUAUUUGGAAAAAUUUCCCAGCAGUUGUGUGACUUAAAAAAACUCCAAUGGCUGUGUGACUCUAGAUACUUCUGGAGCUGGCUGAAUGCAGUAUUUAAUAAAGUGGAUUAUGAGCGUAUCAGAGAUGUUGGCCCUGACAGGGCAGCCUCUGAGUGGCUGCUGCGCUGUGGGGCCAUGGUGCGCUACCAAGGCCAGGAAAAGUGGCAGAGGGACUACAACAGCCUCCCAACAGGGCCUCUGGACAAAUACAAGAUUCAGGUUAUUGAUGCCACUGAUUCUUGUAUCAUGGGAAUUGGAUUUGAUCACAUGGGUAACUACCCUCAUUUGUUUCUGGGAAAUUCAGAAGGCCUAAAGCAUGUUGAAAAAAUAAGGUUCUGCAAAUGUAAUUACAUUGAGGAUGACUGUUUGAAGAGACUUAGUCAAUUUGAAAAUUUACAAAAAAGCAUGUUGGAAAUGGAAAUUAUUUCCUGUGGGAAUGUCACAGACAAAGGCAUCAUUGCUUUGCACCAUUUGAGAAAUCUCAAGUAUUUGUUGUUAAGUGACCUUCCAGGAAUAAGAGAAAAAGAAAAUCUUGUUAAAGCCUUUAAGACUACACUGCCUGCUCUGGAACUGAAAUUAGAGUUGAAAUAAUAAUAAAUCUUGCUGGAAAAGUA